This is a messenger RNA of Ylistrum balloti, 3888 nucleotides long. RefSeq names its product phospholipid-transporting ATPase VA-like. The coding region runs from base 1 to 3888 and encodes 1295 amino acids. Gene Ontology annotation, biological process: phospholipid translocation. Gene Ontology annotation, cellular component: plasma membrane. The record is from RefSeq and is a predicted model, not a curated record. Gene Ontology annotation, molecular function: ATP binding; ATPase-coupled intramembrane lipid carrier activity; magnesium ion binding. The transcript has 23 exons. NCBI's taxonomy places the organism in Eukaryota, Metazoa, Mollusca, Bivalvia, Pectinida, Pectinidae.
AUGGGAAACUUUUGUGGGCGAGGAAACCGGUCUGGUCCUAAAACCAGAACUGUUGUUCCAAACCAUACUCUGGAUCCAUCAAUCCAACACAGGGCUAAGGCCCAUCCCAACAAGGAUUUCCGUGGAAAUCGAAUUAAAACCACAAAAUAUACUAUACUGACGUUCUUUCCAAAAAAUAUUUUUGAGCAGUUUCAUAGAUUUGCAAAUUUAUAUUUCAUUCUGGUGGUAGCCUUGAACUGGGUUCCACAAAUCCAAGCAUUCGGCAAGGAAAUUGCUAUGGUACCGGUGAUAUUUGUGCUUGCUGUAACCUGUAUAAAAGAUGCCUUUGAAGAUUUUCGCCGCUACAAGUCUGACCAAAAAAUCAACCAUUCACAUUGUCGUUUAUAUAAAAGUGAUGAAGAUCGCUAUGCAAAAGGGGAAUGGCAAGAUAUCCAUGUUGGAGACUUCGUUCAUCUAUCCUGCAAUGAAAUAAUACCAGCAGACAUUGUGUUGGUUAAGUCAAGUGAUAGUAAUGGAAUAUGUCAUAUAGAGACAUGUAAUUUGGAUGGAGAAACUAAUCUCAAACAACGACAAGCAGUCUUUGGUAUAGAUUAUGGAAAUGAUGGAUUCAAGGCCAAGAAGUUUGACUUUACCUUGGAAUGUGACCUCCCCAACUCUGAAAUCUACAAGUUCAAAGGAUACAUAAUCAACCAUGGUGAAAAAAUAUCCCUUAACAAGGAUAACUUAUUACUGCGAGGCUGCACUGUCCGUAACACAGAUUAUGUAGAAGGCAUUGUGGUGUAUGCUGGUCAUGACACAAAGGCUAUGUUGAACAACAGGAAUCCUCGAUAUAAACGCAGCAAAUUAGAGCGUCACAUUAACCGUGAUGUGGUCUGGUGUGUUAUACUCCUCCUUUUCCUGUGUUUCUUCUGUGCCAUUGCAAGUGGUAUUUGGCUGGGAGGCUACAAAGACAGACAUCUAGUACCCUUUAUUCCCUAUGAGAGUGAUGAGUGGUACAACCCAUACUUUCAAGCAUUUGUUGUGUUCUUCACAUAUAUCAUUAUCUACCAGACGGUUAUUCCUCUGGCUCUCUAUGUGUCUGUUGAACUGGUCAAACUUGGACAGGUCUACUUCAUCAAUAAUGACUUACGUAUGUAUUAUGCACCAAUGGACAAGAGGGUUGAGUGUCGGGCUCUCAACAUUACGGAGGACCUGGGGCAAGUCGAAUACAUCUUCUCAGACAAAACAGGAACACUCACCGAAAAUCAGAUGGAAUUUAAAAGUUGUACAAUCAAUGGCAAGGAUUAUCCACAUGCUCCCGAGUCCGAAGAUGAUAUGAGUGAGACUGGCAGCAGGUUUUCCUUGGCCAGUAAGUCCAGCACGGUACCUCCAUCAAUGGCGUCCUUGGUACUGGAGAACCUGAGUUUAGAGCCUGACCUUCAACGAGAAUUGUCUAAGAUGUGUAUGCGCAGUCUGAACAGUGUUGAUCUGUCUCUCCCAGAUACUCCACCUGUCAUGAAGAUGGAAAACACCAAAACUAUACAGGAGUUUUUCCUGCUCAUGGCAAUCUGCAACACUGUCGUCGUAUCAACACAUGCACAUGAGGACUUGAUGGAUGAAAGUGGAGUCGUUCAUGACCCACACCAACAAAAAAGUGAUAGAGAAAAACAGAAGAUGACUGAUUUCUACAAGAAGCUACCCGAACCCUCAACAAAAAAAUCAAAUCUGACUCCUCUCAGUCAGGAGAGUUCUACUCCUAAAUCUCUGGCCCUUCCUCCAAUCGCAGCCACAGCAGACUUCCAAAGCAGAGAACUUUACAAUCGGUAUGAUAGUUCCAGUCCAGCCCUGACACCAUCCGAAGGUAGCAUUGCCGGAUCCUCCUUCCUCUCCGACAUGUCACAGAGGACUCAGUAUGAGGCUGAAAGUCCAGAUGAGCUGGCCCUUGUUAAGGCAUCUUGUACCUAUGGUUGUUGUCUCCUGAAACGAUCCCCAGAUAAAGUCACAGUCUGGCUUCCAGCCGAAGGAGAAGUGGAGUUUGAGACAUUGGAUGUGCUAACUUUUGACUCAACAAGAAAGAGGAUGUCUGUUAUUGUACGUAACCCAGUCAACGGUGAAAUUGUCCUGUACACCAAAGGAGCCGAUUCACAGGUUCUCAGCAUACUUCAUAAAAAAUACAAACAGGAUCCAGCCAUGAAGGACAUUGUACGUAAAACAGAGGACCAUAUAUUAGGGUAUGCUGUUAGGGGACUGAGAACACUGUGUAUGGCCAAAAAGGUGAGUAAGGCUGUUGCAUAUCCUAAUUGGCGGGUUCGAUUUAAGGAGGCUGAUGCUUCCUUAGAAAAUAGGGAAGAAAAACUCCUUGAUGUCGCCUGUGAAAUAGAACAAGAUCUCGAUCUGCUAGGAGCAACAGGCAUAGAGGAUAAGCUUCAGGAUGAAGUACCAGCAACAAUCUCUAAGCUACGGCGAGCUGGCAUCAAAGUGUGGGUGCUUACUGGAGAUAAACAGGAGACAGCCAUACAGAUAGCCUAUGCUAGUCAACUAUUUGAUACUAAUAUGCACAUCAUGGUGCUGAAUGGUUCUGAUAAGGAAACUACCAAGGACCUCCUAGAGGAACACAUAGUACAGAUAAACCGUAACAAAGAGACUAGUCAGGGUGAAAACAAACCCAAGAAGGAGUAUGCACUUGUCAUAGAUGGUCCCACACUGGCGUACGCUCUCGACAAACAAUUGGAACCAUCAUUUUUGAAGUUGGCUGUUCGGUGUAAAUCAGUAGUGUGCUGUAGGUCCACACCCAUACAGAAGGGCAUGGUUGUGAAACUCGUACGUGAUCAUUUGAAGAAACUGACGUUAGCUAUAGGUGAUGGAGCCAACGACGUUAGUAUGAUACAUGUGGCAGACAUUGGUGUAGGCGUGGCAGGCCAGGAGGGCAUGCAGGCUGUGAUGGCCUCAGACUUCGCCAUCUGUCGUUUUAAACAUCUCCAAGAUCUGUUGUUAGUACAUGGCCACUGGUGCUACAGUCGUCUUGCUCGCUUUUCUUCAAUCAUGUUCUACAAGAGCUUGAUCCUGAUUUUUGCGCUGUACUGGUACCAGUUCGACAGUGCCUUUUCUGGUUCACUACAGUUUGACAGUUUGUUUACUAUGCUCAAACAUGUGCUGUUUACCGCUCUCCCUCCGAUUGUCAAUGCUGUAAUGGACAAGGAUGUGUCUGCGGAAACAUUGCUUAAUAAACCGGAGCUGUAUAAGACAGGCCCACAAGACAAGUUGUACACACGGAUGUCGUUCUUCAUGGCCAUGCUGGAUGCCCUGUAUCAAAGUGUUAUUCUUUACUACGUCUGCUAUCUGGCAUACCUGUAUGAGCCUGUGGGUGUCUGGGAGUUUGGUACUACAUCCUUUACAGCUCUCAUCUUAACCUGCCUUCUCACCAUCGCUAUAGACACUCAAUCCUGGGUGUGGCCUCAGUGGUUGACCACAGUUGUUAGUUUCCUAUUUUUUUGGUUCUUUGCUAUCCUGUCUAAUGCUGUGUGGUUCACAUUUGACCAUCCUGCUAACCCAUACUGGGUGAUGAUACACACCAUGACCAAACCCAUCCACACUGUCGUCGUCCUCCUCUCCACUGUGCUGGCUUUACUGCCCAGAUUUGUGAUCAGGAUACUACAGAGGACAAUAAGUCCAGAUGAAAUUGUGAUAUCACAGCUCGAGGAGAAGGAAAUAGAAUCCAAGAAUUCUGACAUGGAAAUGCAGGAAAAUGACAAUAUGACCAAUACUACAGAGAUCACCACAGUAGAUGGCAGCCUUCAGGGAUCAACAACAACAUCAUAUCAUAGAAACCUUGAGAGUAGCAUUAAAUUUAGAAAUGGAGCACUUUCAAAACCAAGACAUUCUAUUCCAUCUAAUGAUUCCAUUACGUAA